This is a messenger RNA of Drosophila kikkawai, 1178 nucleotides long. It is a transcript of the gene Or23a, whose product is annotated as Odorant receptor 23a. The record is from RefSeq and is a predicted model, not a curated record. Gene Ontology annotation, cellular component: plasma membrane. Gene Ontology annotation, biological process: sensory perception of smell; detection of chemical stimulus involved in sensory perception of smell. Gene Ontology annotation, molecular function: odorant binding; olfactory receptor activity. Lineage: Eukaryota; Metazoa; Arthropoda; Insecta; Diptera; Drosophilidae.
AUGUUAUCGGUUAACGAGAAGUUCAGAAUCGACUACUACCGUCUCCAGGUCGGCGCCUGGCGUAUUCUUGGAGCCCUUGAUCUGAGCAAUGGAAACUACCUUGGUUGGGCGAUGUUUCUCAACUUUUUCGUCUCGAUGCUGGUGCCGCUGCUGCUGCUGUCGCUGUUCAGUUUCGAAACACCAUUAGAGAACAUCACCAAUUUUAGCCUGACGAUCACCUCUCUGUCCACUAUCCUGAAGUUCGGCAUGUAUGUCCUUAAGCUGUUCAAGCUGACUGAGAUGCGGCAGGUAAUCGCUCAGCUGGAUAGCCGUGUUAGUGGGGAGGAGCAGGUUCGCUACCACCGACAGAUGGCGAAGCAUUUGCAACGCCUUUCGAGAAUAUUCUUGGUAACCUACUUGACGGUGAUGGUUAACACAGCGGGUUCUUUCCUGUUCCGGAGCGAACGGAGCUUGCCAUUUCCUUUGUGGUUCCCCUUCGACUGGAGGCAUUCGACGGUGGCCUAUGUGGCAGUAGUGCUCUUCCAGGAGGUGGGCAUUUUCUGCCAAAUCUUGCAGAACUUUGUGGACGACUCGUUUCCUCCUCUGGCGCUGUAUCUCAUUGCCGAACAGUGCCAUCUGCUGAUCAUGCGCAUCUCCUGCAUUGGCUAUGGACCGGCAACGCAAAGGGCCAAUGAGAAGGAACUUGUGGACUGCAUCAAUGACCAGAAUGAUCUCUAUAGCUUGCUGGAGCUCACCCGCAGCCUCAUAUCCGGGCCCAUGAUGAUCCAAUUCAUUGUAAUAGCCGUCAACAUUGCCUUGACCAUGUUCGGGUUGGUCUCAUAUGUGGACACAGUGCAGGACCGCGUGUACUAUGUUACUUUCCUGUGGGGCAUCACCUUGCAGACGUAUCCACUAUGCUACUAUGGCACUAUGGUGGCGGAUAGCUUCGCGAGCCUCCACUAUGCAGUAUUUUGCAGCAACUGGACUGUCCAGAGCAGCAGUUACCGCAGCAACAUGCUGAUCAUGGCGGAGCGCACCAAGCGGCGACAGCAGCUACUAGCCGGUGCAAUCUUUCCCAUCCACAUAAGCACCUUUGCGGUCAUCUGCAAGGGAGCCUACUCGUUCUUUACCAUUAUGCACGACAGGGUCGACAACGAGAAGUGAUCUAUUAGCAGGGAUAAAUCACUCAAAAAUUUGAU